Exophiala dermatitidis NIH/UT8656 is the source of this 1008-nucleotide messenger RNA. Its product is annotated as arsenate reductase (Arc2). The record is from RefSeq and is a predicted model, not a curated record. Lineage: Eukaryota; Fungi; Ascomycota; Eurotiomycetes; Chaetothyriales; Herpotrichiellaceae. Gene Ontology annotation, cellular component: nucleus; cytoplasm. The transcript is spliced from 3 exons. Gene Ontology annotation, molecular function: protein tyrosine phosphatase activity. Bases 82 to 540 code for a protein of 152 amino acids.
CUCUGCCCAAAUAAUCACUUGUUCGAAACCGCUUUGAUUGCUCGCAGAGUUCCAUCCAUUCUCGCGGAGCAAUAUUGAGGGAUGGCGGCCCAAGAGUCAGCCUGGUACGACGCAUAUCCGAAACCGCGAAACCAGUCGCCUGCAGUCGUUAGUCGACAAGAGUUGCUGCAAUGGCUUCAAAAUGGAAAAAUGCCUGGGGGAGACUUUCUCCUGGUGGACUUACGCAGGACCGAUCAUGAGGGUGGGGCCAUCAGAGGUUCUAUCAAUCUUCCUGCUCAGAGUCUCUACCACAGCCUCCCAACUCUAGCAAGUUUGUGUCGAAAUGCGGGUAUACGAACCGUAAUCUGGUAUUGCGGGUCAUCUAGGGGCCGAGGCACUCGUGCUGCCGGAUGGUUUCAAGACCUACUUGAUGAUCGACAAAUCUCUGGAAUCACAAGUGCAAUCCUACUAGACGGGAUCAGUGGUUGGGCUCGAGCGGGUGAGGAGUACACGCGUCUCAUGGAGGAGUACAAUCCUGAACCAUGGUUGAAAGCAAAGUAGGAAGGCCUCCGUGAGAGCAGCAGGUUAGAGUCGUAUUUGUGAAGCCAGUUAUCGGGGCCUUAACCGGGCCUUACCAACUCUCUAUCUUCAGUGUGUAUACUUUUCCGUUUGCAGAGCAUUCGCACACCCCACAGACAAGAGCUUGCGCAGAUGUAACAAACUCCGCAGAAUAUUUGAGUGUACAAAUAGGGACGGGUGUGCGUAGGCCGACGAAGGUAGAGCGCGAUGACUUCGGAGACUUUGAACCAAGGGGAGUUAGCACAGAACCUAAGCUAGAACAGACAAGGACGACGUACAGGUGGUUGGGAGAACAACACACAACCAGGAGAGUGAGAGGAGCGAAGGAAGCUGUUUCAACCCUGCAACUUCAACACAUAGUGGCGCGAUAGUCUAGUCAGUUAGUGAGUCACCAAAAAUGUAAAAUCUGUGUGGGCGAGAUAAUGCGUACCAUCCAAAAAACUCCUAGAA